AUGCUGCAGCAAAUCCUGCACGACAUGUACAUUGACCCCGAGCUUCUGGCUGAGCUCAGUGAUGUGCAAAAGCACAUCCUCUUCUACAAGAUGAGAGAGGAGCAGCUUCGGCGCUGGAGGGAGCGGGAGGCCUGGGACACCCUGGCCCAGGCAGAAGGCCUCAGGCCGGCAAAGGUCAAGCGAGGUAUGUGGCUUGGAGCAGCAAGCAACAAGCACAUCCAGUGGCUGUUGGGAGCAGAUGGCGAGGUCUGGGUGUGGGUCAUGGGUGAAGGCCCUGGUGACAAGCCCUAUGAAGAGAUCUCCGAGGAGCUGAUUGCAGAGAGAGCACGCCUGCAAGCACAGAGAGAGGCUGAGGAGCUCUGGAAACAGAAGGAAGCAGAGAUCACCAAGAAGUUCCGGGAUGCCUUGGCCAAUGAGAAAGCCCGGAUCCUGGCAGAGAGGUGGAAAGUGGAGAUGGAGGAUCGCAAGGCUGCCAAAGUCCUGGAGGAACGUAUACAUGAGGAAUUCAAGAGGAAAGAGGAAGAAGAGAGGAGGCGAGGAGAAGAACAGAUUCGCCUCCAGGAGGAGCAGCGAGCCAAAGAACUCUACUGGACCCUGAAGCAGGCCCAGCUGCACUGCCAAGCCAGUGAGAAGGAGGAGCGCGAGUGGGAAGAGCAGUUGCGCAGAUCUAAGGCGGCUGAUGAAGAGAGGAGCCGUCGUGCUCAGCGAGCCCGGGAUGAGUACCGGCGCCACUCACUCCGAGCCAUCCAGAAGGGCACAGUCGCGGGCCUAAGCACCAUGUUCCAAGAACUUGGCCAGAACCAUGAGCAGGAGGCAAGACUCUGCCAUCAACUUCCAUGCACCAGUCAAUCAACACCCCUUACAGGAGCUGAUAGGACCUGGGAGCGUCCUCUGCGUCCACUGUCCAGAGAAGUCAUCGUGCGCUGGUUCAAGGAGGAACAGCUGCCUCGCAGAGCUGGCUUUGAGAGGAACACCAAGUCCAUCGCUCCCUGGUUUCAUGGAAUUAUUAGCCGAGAAAAUGCAGAAGACCUUUUGGAGAAUAUGACCGAGGGAGCAUUUCUGGUCCGGGUCAGUGAGAAGAUCUGGGGUUACACCCUAUCCUACCGCCUACAGAGAGGCUUCAAGCAUUUUCUUGUGGAUGCCUCUGGGGACUUCUACAGCUUUCUGGGAGUGGACCCUAAUCGCCAUGCCACCCUCACGGACCUCAUUGAUUUCCACAAGGAGGAAAUCAUCACUGUCUCAGGGGGAGAGUUGCUGCAGGAGCCCUGUGGACAGAGGGAUAGCCCACCAGAUUAUCACCUGCUGUUUGAAUGA
Messenger RNA from Chionomys nivalis (European snow vole), 1314 nucleotides. RefSeq names its product SH2 domain containing 4B (gene Sh2d4b). NCBI's taxonomy places the organism in Eukaryota, Metazoa, Chordata, Mammalia, Rodentia, Cricetidae. The record is from RefSeq and is a predicted model, not a curated record. The transcript has 8 exons. Gene Ontology annotation, cellular component: cytoplasm. Bases 1 to 1314 code for a protein of 437 amino acids.